GGAAGAGCCCGCUGCAGGAGCGCGCGGCGCUGGCAGGGGAGCCGCGGACUUCCCAGGGAUCCGGCGCAAGCGGAGGCGGCCGCGCCGGCUGGCCUGCCCUGGAGCGGAGGCCUCGGCGGACAGCUUGGUUCAAUUUCUAUGGCCACCCAGCCUGCAGAUGCAAGAGUUCAAUCAUAUUCAAAAUAGUUAUCAUUGGAAAUUCAUUCCUCAGUAGUUCGGUGAACAGCAGGUCAUCUUCUGGAAAGCACGAUGAGUGUCAAAGCCUUCAAGCUUGUCCCUGCGGUUGAGUGGGAGAUGCUGAUGGGUGACAGACCUCGAAUCAAUAUUGAAUGUGUUGAGUGCUGUGGAAGGAACCUCUACAUUGGAACCAAUGAGGGUUCUAUCUGCCACUUUAUCUUGGAAGAGAAGAAUUCACCUUCUGAAAAAACACCUUUUUCUAUUUCCAAGCAGUUGCACAAGUACCUCAGUGUCCGGAAGGCUGUGGGAGAGUUGAAAGCAGCUUCUGCACUUAAUAGACUUCUGGUGCUCUGUGACAAUACCAUCACUUUAAUGAACAUGAUCAACUUGGAACCCAUCUCCACUGGGGCUAGAAUCAAAGGAGCCCUGAUGUUCACAUUGAAUGAGAACCCUGUGAAUGGGGAUCCAUUCUGUGUGGAGGUGUGCAUUGUUUCAGUGAAACGGAGGACCAUCCAAAUAUAUUUGGUCUACGAGGACAAAGUCCAGAUUGUGAAGGAAUUUUCCACUCAAGAACAGCCUUGUGCUGUAGCUGUGGAUGGCCAUUACUUAUGCCUUGCUCUCACUAACCAAUACAUUAUACUGAACUACAAUACUGGAGCUUCCCAGGAUCUCUUUCCUUACCCUAGUGAAGAGAGGCGACCAAUUGUUAAAAGAAUAGGCAGAGAAGAGUUCCUGCUGGCUGGACCUGGGGGAUUAGGUAUGUUUGCAACUGUGGAUGGCAUUUCCCAGCGGGCUCCUGUUCGCUGGUCAGAAAAUGUGAUUGGGGCUGCCCUCUGUUUUCCGUAUGUAGUUGCACUAGAUGAUGAAUUCAUUACUGUGCACAGUAUGCUGGACCAGCAGCAGAAGCAGACCUUGCCCUUUAAGGAUGGGCAUAUCCUACAAGAUUUUGAAGGGAAAGUAAUCGUAGCUACUACCAAAGGGGUAUACAUCUUGGUGCCACUGCCUCUAGAAAGACAGAUCCAAGAUCUUCUGGGCAGCCAAAGAGUUGAAGAAGCCCUAGUGCUAGCAAAGGGAGCCAAAAGGAAUAUUCCAAAAGAGAAAUUUCAGACGAUGUACAAGCGAAUUUUGCAGCAAGCAGGGUUUAUCCAGUUCUCACAGCUCCAGUUUCUAGAAGCAAAAGAGCUCUUCAGAAACAGCCAGCUUGAUGUCCGUGAGCUGAUUUCUCUCUACCCUUUACUGUUGCCUACUUCCUCUUCGUUCAUGCGGUCGCACCCUCCCCUGCAUGAAUAUGCUGACUUAAACCAACUCACACAAGGGGACCAGGAGAAGAUGAUCAAGUGCAAGCAAUUUCUCAUGAGCUACCUGAGUGAAGUCCGAAGCACUGAUGUCGCAAAUGGCUACAAGGAGGAUAUUGAUACGGCCCUGUUGAAACUCUAUGCGGAGUCUAAUCAUGAAAGUCUUCUAGAUCUCCUGGUCUCGGAGAAUUCUUGCCUUCUUGCAGAUAGUGCCGCGUGGUUGGAGAAGCACAAAAAGUUUUUUGCACUUGGGCUACUGUAUCACUCAAAUGGUCAAGAUGCUGCAGCACUACAGUUAUGGGUACAGAUUGUUAAUGGAGACAUUCAGGACUCUACACGCGCAGAUCUUUAUGAAUAUAUUGUAGACUUUCUAACCUCCUGUUCUGACCAUGAAUUGGUAUGGAAGUAUGCAGAGUGGAUCUUAGAGCAAAAUGAGGAGGUUGGAGUUUACAUUUUCACUAAAAGGCCCUUGGAAGACCAAGAGAAAAACAGCUUUAACCCAGAUGAUGUCAUCAGAUGCCUUAAAAAAUAUCCGGGGUCACUAGUAAAAUACUUGGAAUACCUAGUUCUAGAAAAAAGAAUAAAAAAAGAAAAGUACCACACCCAUCUAGCAGUGCUUUACCUGAAUGAAGUGCUCCACCUGAAGUCACUGGGUGCUGAGAGGCAGGAGAAGCUGGCCAAAACGCAGGCAAAACUACGCAAUCUUCUGCGGAAAUCUGACCUUUAUAGAGUUCAUUUCAUUUUAGAUAAAAUUGCUGGCACAGAUCUUCAUACUGAGUGUGCAAUACUAUAUGGAAAGCUAGAAGAACAUGAAAAAGCUCUAAACGUUCUGGUCCAUGAACUGAAGGACUUCUCGGCUGCUGAGGACUACUGCCUAUGGAAUUCCGAGACCAAAGGCCUUCCCUACAGACGGAAGCUUUUUCAUAUGCUGCUCUCAGCAUACCUCAAUUCCAGCACAUCCAGCUAUGAACUGAACAUGGCUGCAGUUGACCUUCUCAACAACCAUGCAGCUGAAUUCGAUGCUGCCUGGGUUUUGCAGCUAAUUCCUGCCAGUUGGUCAGUACAGCUUGUCUCCUCGUUUCUGAUGGGUGCAAUGAGGGAAAGUCUCCAUGCUCAAAGAAUGACUGAGAUUGCACUGAGCUUAGCAAAAGCUGAGAACCUUACUUACAAGCAUGAAAAGGUAAAACUAAAAGAAAGCCCAAUCCUUCUCUCUGACAGAAAACUCUGCCAAGUAUGCCAGAAACCUUUCUGUGAACCUGCCUUUGUCCGGUAUCCCAACGACACUGUGGUCCACACGCACUGUGCUGCAAAGAGACUUGUGAAUUCCAACACAAACCACCACUUAUCCAGCUCCAGUGGGCGGACAUGAAACAAGUUGGGUCAGUGGCUGUGCUAGCGUUUGUUCCUGGGAGAAACGAAGGAGAAUCUGCUGGAAAAAGGACAAGUCAGGAAGAAGAGGCUGCCCUGGUUUAGUGGGAAGGCACUGCUCAGCGUGAAACACAGCCACUUGCCCACUGAUCUUUUCUGAAAGGUGACGUCAGAAGAAAUCACAGGGGUGAAUAUAAUGGAUGCUUCCCUCACAGGAAGGGUGAGUGGUUCAGAGUGGAAGAACUUUUUUUAAAAUUAAAAUUUGCACUGAACUUGGUUAUCAGCUGGUCUUGAAAUGAGAGGGGACAGCAUCACGUUCUGUGCUCUUGAUACGGUUAAUAUUUGAUGCACUUUUGAGCCUUUGUUCUCCUCCUUCCUCUGCCUUGUAUGUUCACCUAUUACAAACUGACUGAAGCACUGAGCUCUUGGUGGUUCCUGUUUUAGUUACAAGUGGGGCAGGACAGUGCAAAGACCACUGACUCACUAUUCCUGACCUUAGGAAUAAGUCAAAAUAUGAGUGUCUCUUGUAUGGGAAGCAUAUGACAUUUGGGACUGGGGAGGGGGGCUGGAGGAACAGGCUGUAAUAACUGUAAUGACUUAUUUAUUACCAUGCAAAUGUUCUGUAAAUACUGUUGGAUGAAAAGUUUUUUACAGCUCAGCAUUCUCCGGAACAAACAUAACUAAUCAGUAAUUCCAGGGGUAGGUGUUCUUUUUUGUUUGUUUGUUUUUAAGAGUCUACCUGUCAUUACAAAGAACGAUUGUUAAGCUUUCCUGCAGGCAAAGAAAACAGUGCCUCUCCUGCGCAGGAACGACAUGAAAACCCUUAUCCCAGGGAUAACGAAAUGGAAAAGAUAUCAAAUCGACAGGUGACUCCUGAAGGUGCUGAGUAUGCUUGGUAACAGUUAAUAAAAUACUUCAU
Molecule: messenger RNA, 3759 nt
Organism: Candoia aspera
Lineage: Eukaryota; Metazoa; Chordata; Lepidosauria; Squamata; Candoiidae
Gene: TGFBRAP1
Product: transforming growth factor beta receptor associated protein 1
Exons: 13
Coding region: 250-2841 (863 amino acids)
Biological process (GO): vesicle-mediated transport; intracellular protein transport; autophagy
Cellular component (GO): cytoplasm; membrane
Source: RefSeq, a predicted model, not a curated record